Molecule: messenger RNA, 964 nt
Organism: Darwinula stevensoni
Lineage: Eukaryota; Metazoa; Arthropoda; Ostracoda; Podocopida; Darwinulidae
Source: the annotation of a GenBank genome assembly
AUGAACAUAGAUAAGAGUAUCAUCGUCAUGGUGAGCGAGAACAAGAAUGACGGAGGGCACCCCUUGAAGAUCAAAGGGAACAAGGAAGGAUACCCGGGCAUCAAGGCUGCAAAACCCCACAAGAAUCCGAGUAACAUCGAGUUGGAGUUUGACGGCAGGAUGGACACCGUGGCAUUCCCUGUCACUCGGAUCUGUAUGAAGACCAAGAUCACUAAGCUCAUCAUUGGAGAGUAUAUGAAGGAAAGGACAAUUUCGCGUGUGGUGCAGGGGAUCAACUUAAUGAUUUCGAACGUCAGAGAUGGAAUUGAAUGUGAAUCGGGCCAACGCCAAGGAGAUGGAAGCCAGAGCAACGCCAUUACAAACCCAGGCCUAUCACGGCAUUCUACGUCUUCUGAAUCGAGAUCAGAGCUGCAGUCCACUGAAGACCACACGAGAAGUGCGCGGAAAAGGUCUUGGCUGGCAGAGAGCACCCAACAGCAGCGGAAGAAAACGAAAACGCCACCAGGUGAAGCAAUUCUGAACCCAGCAAUGCUGGCAAAGUGCUAUUUUGGUAUCCAUGAGAUCCCCCUGUCAAAUGUGGAGCCCAGCCCUGCUGCUUCGAGGCAUGCAUACCAUUAUGAGGUGGUAGCUGGCCAACAUGUCCUCAUGGCACGGAAGGAUCUACACGAAGGGAAGAAUGGGAAGGCUACCUGCAUCUGUGCUGUUUACAUGGGAGUCGAUGCAGUGGGAAAAAGGAUCCUGACGCUUCACAGCGCCAAACUUGAAGGAAUUCCUUAUGAUGUACUUGAUGUUGGCAGUAGGACUUAUCAAGUCCUCAACAAUUUGAUCAACCUGGGAGAAGAAGCUGUUAAGGAAUUUCUGUAGGUGACGAGAGAAAUUGAGGAGGAGCCAGGACGAGUGGCAUGAAAGCUAUAUUGUCUGCGGAAGCUUGGGAAUCCCCAUAUCAAAAGAAGCGACUUCUUGG